UCCUCUGUGAUUGGGACUGACUGUGUUGCUGGGUGGAACAGCAUAAUGCUCUUGCAGCUCCUGUUCCAGCACAGUGAUGUUUCUGCUCCAGAUUGUGCUGACUCACAUUCAAGAAAACAUGACACACAGACACAAUGCACUGUAACUCUUUUCCUUUCCCCCAGUAACCUCGAAAGUUUCUGUAGCUCAUACAAUAAAUGGCUGAGACAAUAAGUGUAAUACCAAGAGAUGAAGAGGAGAUCCAAAAUAUCACUGAUGAUGAAGACCCAUUUCUGAAUCGUGAUGCUGUAAUGUCAUCCCCCAGUUCCUCUGCCAGCCCUUUGUUAACCAGCCUUAAUGAUGACAAAGGAAGCUCAGCAGUGCCAGAAAGACUAUCCAUCCUCUCCAGCAAGGCCGUGGCCCAGGCAAAAGUCCUGAAUGGCCCAGAAAUGGUUAGUGAUGACAUGGCACAGAGGACAGCCUCUGGGUUGACUGACCAUCCUCUGACAGCUGGAAACGCAUCGUUAGGGAGCUCAUCAUACUCUGUGGCAGUCAGUAGCCUGCAGCCUGUGGACAUUGCCUCCCUGUGCUCUGAAAGCCCCUGCUGUGAUGGUGACCAGAGUUCGAAAGUGCUUCAGGUGACAAGGGUGCCCAGUGGGGCUGGUGAGCCCAGGCAGGUUGUUGGUGACCUACCUGGGACUGACCCCAGGGGCUGCCACAUGCAGUGGGCAGGGAGCUAUGCCAAGGGCAAUAUGGCCCCUCUUUGUCUGGGCCAGGUGAUUCGGACAAAGACUGCAAAAGUAAUGGAGACCUUAGAAAUUAAGAAAAAGGAGGAAAAGGAGAAGUACCGGCUCCAGCUAGCUAUGUACCGACGGCUUCUGCUCUUGCGCUCAAUCAGGAGCUUGCAUAAGCAGCUGGAGCAGCAGCAGGCCAGAUUGCAGGAAUGCUACGGCACAGUGAUAAAUACCAAGAAAGAAGUGUUGAAACACAUUCGCUCAACCUCGCCCUCACCUUUGCCGUAAUCAUGUUGCUGCAUGCAGAAAUGAGCUUUGUAAUGCCACGAGAGCCAUCAGUAAGUUUGCAUGCUAUAGAGGUGGUGUCUUCAUACCGAAAAGUACGUGCCCGUGUGUGCCGAGAGUAGAGGAAAGAGCAGCAGCAGAGCAAGAAGAAAAGGGAAGGUAAAGUGUUGGCCCCUGAAUUUAUCUGGAGGAAACCAGACCAAGAUUGUACCUGUGCAAGAAGCUGACUCCUGACCCGCGUUCAAAGCCUCAAGCUGAAAUAGGAUUUUUGGCAUAUAAGUUUGUAAAAAAAAAAAAAUACCCAUGAAUUGGGAAACUAGUCUGACAUUUGAUCUGUAAAGGUGGUCACAUGCAAGAGGUGCUGCCUGCUGAAUAUGUGAUAUAACACUCCCUUCUAGUUUCAGCACGAAAAAAACUUCAGCAGAGCUAAUUUGUCUGCAAGAAUAUCUGAAUCUAGAAAGCCAGGAUAUUUGAAACACUUAAGCUCAGGCUUGGUUAUAUCUACCUAGUUGUCUGUUUUUCACAACACUGCCAAGGCCAUUGUAUGUUUAUGACCCCUAACCUCCCAUAAAAUUUAUUCAGAUUGACUAGAAAUUUUGGGAAGGCAGGACAGCCAAGUACAUGCACAGGGAGGCAGUGCAACUGCCUAAGCCUUAUUUCCUUAGGAAAGCAAGCUAAAAACAUAGGUCUCAUAAUCUGUCACUGCAUCGGAAACUCACCCUGGCAGUGCCAGGGGAAUGUUUGAGGUCUUCACAAUUAUUAAUCUGCUGGUAACUCCCAGUGGCACUAACAUCUGCAAAUCAAGCACAUUUUGUGCCUUACUGCUGUCAUUAAAUGGAAGUUGGUGGCAAUUAGCACUUUUUAUCCAGGUGUAUUAGACAUGUGGAAAACCCUAGAGCACUGUUUCUCCAAUUGCAAGGUUAGGAUGCCUUCAGGGAAUUUGAUGUCAGUAUGCAACAAAAACACAGGAAAAAUGAAAGCAAAGAAAGAGAUGCAACUCUCUUGUAUGCAUUUAAAAGGCAAUGUGAGUCCCUAUUAUUGAACAGCAAAAGAAUACUUGAA
This is a messenger RNA of Pezoporus flaviventris, 2060 nucleotides long. Its product is annotated as UPF0500 protein C1orf216 homolog. The record is from RefSeq and is a predicted model, not a curated record. NCBI's taxonomy places the organism in Eukaryota, Metazoa, Chordata, Aves, Psittaciformes, Psittacidae. The transcript has 2 exons. Bases 198 to 1001 code for a protein of 267 amino acids.